AAAUAAAUGGGAAAGAAGAGUAGUGAGGCAGAGAUUGGUGCAUUCAGCGACACAAUAAAGAAAACUCAAAAGGCUUACUUUGAUGAAGAUUGGGAAACCUUCAAGAAAUAAUUCAAGGAUCAUGACAAGAAAGAUCAUCUGCUCGAGAAUUUUGACUUGCAUGAGAACAACGCCAUUGGCGUCGCAUUUACGGUGAAAAUCCCAAACUCUUGACGGAGUUGCUAGAAAUGCUAUCUCAAGAGGAAAAGUGGGUUGCCUUGACGAAACAGAACUGUCAAGGCAACACCCUUCUUCACAAAAUCGAGUACCGAAAGAAACUGUCAAUAGUGACGGAGAUGGUGGACGUUGUGCUCGACUCCAAAGAGAAGACAGCGUCAGCUCCGCCGCCGGAGAGGCCGAAAUUGCUGGAGAUGAAAAACUCAAGAGGCAAAACGCCACUGUUCAGGGCUGCCAAGCCCGGCAACAUGAAGGCGCUGAAGUAUAUGGCCAAACAAGCAGUGGGAGACAUGGAUAUUCAUCUUUAUAGCGAUAACGAGACUAUUCUCCAUGCUUGUAUUAAUGGGCAAUAUGUUGAUGUAGCUCUUUGGAUAAUCGAUAACAUGGAUUGUAGUAGUCUAAUUCUGGAGAGUAAUAAAAGUGACAUCACGUGUCUUCAGCUUCUAGCUAGAAUGCCUCCUGCCUUUCGGAGCCAAUACCAAAAAAUGGUAUUCUUCACCAACCUCAUCUAUAAAUUUUCCAUUACCAAUGCACUUUAUGAUGAGUAA
Prosopis cineraria is the source of this 764-nucleotide messenger RNA. RefSeq lists its product as uncharacterized. Bases 228 to 764 code for a protein of 178 amino acids. The transcript has 3 exons. The record is from RefSeq and is a predicted model, not a curated record. Gene Ontology annotation, molecular function: protein binding. Lineage: Eukaryota; Viridiplantae; Streptophyta; Magnoliopsida; Fabales; Fabaceae.